CUCUGCAGACAUGGCCGCGUGUGCAAGAGCUGCGACUGUCAGUAUCUUUUUAUUCCUGACGAGGGUGCCGCUAGCGACACCUUCCACCACGCCUGCGCCGCGUCUGACGGAAAACGACUGCACUGUGCACACUUUGCCGAUCGAGGUUCUGCAACAGCUGAUGAACAGCGCUGAGGUCAUCCUGAAGAACUCCGACUCAGGAACGGCGGCCCAGCCCGGGACAGGAUCGUCCGACGCUGCUCUAGACGGAUCAGCCACCCACAUCCUCCUGCGCCGAAUGGACAGCGAACUGACGGAGCUGAAGAGAAAACUUCUCAGCUUAGAGGCAGGAAACAGUCCCACCACUUCCCACCAGCAUGAGAUUAACAGUAACGUGGUAAAUCAGGUGCAGCAGCUUCAGGAAGAAACCAAGCAGGUGAAAGAUCAGCUGUCAAAUCAGGUGCAGCAGCUUCAGGAAGAAACCAAGCAGGUGAAAGAUCAGCUGUCAAAUCAGGUGCAGCAGCUUCAGGAAGAAACCAAGCAGGUGAAAGACCAGCUGUCAAAUCAGGUGCAGCAGCUUCAGGAAGAAACCAAGCAGGUGAAAGACCAGCUGUCAAAUCAGGUGCAACAGCUUCAGGAAGAAACCAAGCAGGUGAAAGACCAGCUGUCAAAUCAGGUGCAGCAGCUUCAGGAAGAAACCAAGCAGGUGAAAGAUCAGCUGUCAAAUCAGGUGCAGCAGCUUCAGGAAGAAACCAAAGAGGUGAAGAACCAGCUGCUGGGUCUGUCUCAGCAGGUCUCCCAGGCCCCUCAAAUCCCAGUGGCUACGUCCGGAAGAGGACUGGAAAAACAGAGCGACCUCGAUACCAGGUAUGGAUAGGCAGUUUCUUUCUUC
Molecule: messenger RNA, 871 nt
Organism: Macrobrachium nipponense
Lineage: Eukaryota; Metazoa; Arthropoda; Malacostraca; Decapoda; Palaemonidae
Product: bromodomain-containing protein DDB_G0280777-like
Exons: 4
Coding region: 11-856 (281 amino acids)
Source: RefSeq, a predicted model, not a curated record